AUGGUUGUUGCGUUAGUUUCAUAUCUACUUAAGCAGGGAAUAAAGCCGGAAAAGGAAUCGGAUUGUGAUUGUGUCACUGUGGCGGUCUUUGAUGGAUGGGAUAGGAUUUUUAGCGGUGAGAAAUCGCAUUACGGUUGCAUUGACCCGAGCACAACAUGGCAUGUAUGUAGUUGGGAACCUCGUUUACUUUGCGGAUUGCUCGUCAUUUGGCGCCAGCUAGCUACCGACAUGUACGAUAAGGGAUUUGCAGACUCGUUGUUGCCGAUUCGCUGCCAGCGCCAUGGAAAUCUUCAGAAGAUUGAACAUCCAAGUGAGUUCGCUACAAAAUCACCGGAGGGUGGAUGUUUGGAAAUCUGCGAUGCCGAGCUUCCAUGUAGUCACAAAUGUCCAAGGAGGUGCCAUCCGAAUGAUGACCAUGAUAGCUGGAAAUGUACACAAGAGUGCCUCCGAACAUGCAAAGAUGAGCGCUACCGACAUCCAUGUCAGCGAAGAUGCUUUGAGCCAUGUGGUGACUGCGCUCACGUAGUAAAAAUUCGUCUGAAGUGUGGGCAUUUCUACAAUGUCCUGUUGCUACCUCGGGACAUGUGUUUGCGUCAUGAACGAUGCAAGAAAUGCUUAGCUGUGAAUGUCUUCAACUUGUGGUAA
Molecule: messenger RNA, 645 nt
Organism: Ostertagia ostertagi
Lineage: Eukaryota; Metazoa; Nematoda; Chromadorea; Rhabditida; Trichostrongylidae
Source: the annotation of a GenBank genome assembly